Messenger RNA from Cucurbitaria berberidis CBS 394.84, 2508 nucleotides. RefSeq lists its product as uncharacterized. The record is from RefSeq and is a predicted model, not a curated record. Lineage: Eukaryota; Fungi; Ascomycota; Dothideomycetes; Pleosporales; Cucurbitariaceae. The transcript is spliced from 6 exons. Bases 1 to 2508 code for a protein of 835 amino acids.
AUGCAGGGUGACAAGGAAGGUAGCUUCGCGACUUUUCCGGCCUCAACCUUCCCAUACUCGGCUGAUGAGUCUUCCCCGUUGUCCGACGUCCCUUCCGAGCAGCCGGAUAAGCUGGCGCCGUCUCUAGAUGCCACUCCCGUUGAAAUCGACAAUGGCGACCACCAAGAGCCAGCGAAUAGUAGUGUGGAUGUUCCUGACUCGGCACGCGCGGAAUCAUCUGAGAAUGACUCCAGUGAUGACGAAGCUUGCAUGUCAUUCACGUGUCAACAUUGCGACAGACCUUACUCUACCGACAAGGGCCUCGAGCGUCAUCUAAAGGACGAUAGUUCUAGGUGUGCGAGGAACCGCCUAGACGUAGGCGAAGUAACCUUGUGGACUUGUCCACGAUGCCAUGCGCAGAUGGGGAAGAAGUACUCUGCUGAGCGCCAUGUGAAAGAGUCGUGCUGGAAGAUCUGCGACGAGUGCUGCGAGAGCGGAAACACACAAUGCGAUGCGAUCCAACAGGACGGAAACUGUACCAAUUGUGAGAAGACAAGCAAGUCGUGCACUAAAUAUACAGAGGCAGUGCCAGACUGUGCUCCAGAGCUUUUGGCGCGUCUACCUACGCAGUCUAGAAAGCUUAGGGCUAAGCAGACAGCAGCCGCUACGCGUCCGAAAGUCAAGCGUGAGAAGCGCAAGGCGGUCAAAUCACCAGAGACCAGUCCACCAUUGAAGCACGCCGCCAAGCGUCCUGCGGCCGCUGUUAAAGAGGGGAGGAUCGCGAGUCAUGGUGACAGUGCAAUUCCUUACAAUAACGAUCCAGGUAGGGCACAACGUUCCCACCGUCAUACAUCGAAUGAAGCAGUCCAAAGUUGGCUCCGCGAUUACCAAGAAUCCCAUGUAUCGAGAUCUAGCAUCUUACCCGAGCAUGCUCAACGCAAUCGCCUCCCUCGGGUAGAUACCUCAGACACCCCCGCCAUGUUCCCUAACAUGUCCAAUCAAAACUCGUUUGCCUCGGGAUCCUUCGAUCCUUCCACGCCAUAUGCUGGCUCCGAUCUGAAUCAGAGCAUGCAACGAGCGCUCUUCCGUCAACAACAGCACGUGCAUAAUAUGACGAUGUUGGCUCGGUAUGAACAACGUUCUGGCAUUGGGAAGUAUCGUCUGCCACAGAUCCGGAACCCUGUGACAGAAAUGGACCUUGGCCAGCAUUCUUUCGAGGAUAUACAUCCUCCGGAUGCUCGCGUGGGUAGGUUUCGCCCGGCUCAAAAUGCCAAGUUCCAUAUUCACGAGGACGUUCCCAACGGGUAUAUGAACCAACCUCGCGGUGCUCAAUUCCUUGCAAGUGCGCCGGGAUCUCGACUGCCAUCUUCACAAUCGUCUACUAAACAGCUAGAGAGUGCUCAACCAUGUCUACCGGACCUUGAGAGCAUGGCUGAUGCACAGAGCGUCGAAAAGCAGCACACACUCUAUGAGCUUACUAAGCCGAACCGCCCCCGAACUCCCGCUACAGAUCCCACCGAACCAACGCUCACGCUCCAGAUACACAGCAACACCUAUGACGCUAACGGGAAUACUAUCUUCUCUAUCCUGCUCAUCCGAGGCUCCCAGGAGUUCGGGCCUCGCCUGGAUGCUUACUGCCAGCACCGCAAGAAAGAAUAUGGCGCAGACUGGGUCUUCAUCUACCGCUACCGUGCGCCGACCAAGAAAGACAAGAACCGCGAAAAGUACAUAGACAUCACGUACAACAUGACCCCAAACGACAUCAAGGAUGAAGAGUAUCCAGGUAUGGCACUCGCAGAUAUGGACACCAUCUUCGUUAUGAAAGCUAGAUCACGUAUUGCAGUGAUGGUUGCGAACGACCGCGGAGAGGGUCGCGUUGUCCCGUCUCCUGUAGGCUCGCAAAUUUCACGCGAGGAGGUCGACAUCAAGAACGGUGAGACUCUGGUUUAUCAGGAUGGAAACACUGCUACUCAAUGGUUUACUCAAUGUGAGGCCAAGAUGAAAGAACUCCGUAAUUCCACGGGUGAGCUGUCAUCUACCAUCUCACGCCAGAACAUGACAAUGAUGCGGCUACAAAACGCAAUUGCGGAGCUGGAGACACGCAAUGCGCAGCUUAUGCAACAGAACGCGCAGCUGCGUCAGGACUAUCAUCCUACUUUUGGUCCCACUCUUCCACAUCUUCGUCAGGCCGUCCCCAAUUCUGGCCGUCUCACGCAACUCCAGCGUAGACCCGUACAGGGCCCAAAGUCUCCGUCGUUCAUGUCUCGGAUCGAAUCCGUUCGCGACCCUUUGGAGCCAAUGUCUCGACAACAGUUCCCUCCGCUCAUGUUUCCCAUCUUCUCUGAAGGCGAGCAAGGUCUCCCCACCUAUGUUGGCCAGCAGAAGCCAACGAACUUCCAGCCUUUAGCUGGGUACGUACCUUCUCAGGGCAUGCCCAUGACUUCACAGAACCUACGUCAUCAGGACCCGGUUCAAGAUGCGGCGUCCAAAGUUGCAGCUGGGCAGGAUCGUGACAAGGCGGAGGAGUAG